AUGGACUACAAUCUUCCUGGAAUAAUUAUUCUCCAUCAGAAACUCGUCAAGAGGUUUCUUUCAAGAAAGAAGGACAAAGUUUCGCAAUUUCUGAAGGGAAAGCUUGAAAAAAUUCCGGAGCAUCCACCAGUGAGUGUAGGACCGAUACAGCAGAUACCGUUUGGUUGCAUCUGGGGAAAGAAAGAAGCUUCCUGUAUUUUUGUGACUGGAAAGUUUUUCAAGUUCCUGCGCCAAUUUGUUGACUUUGUGGAUGGUUCAUUGAUCAGCAUAGCUUCAAAAAACUCGGAGAUGUCAAACAAUGUGGAAGAGCUGUCAAACGAUUUGGAAAUAUUGCCGAAUAAUUCGGAAACGUUGUCAAAUGUUCUGUCAGCGCAGUAG
Cylicocyclus nassatus is the source of this 378-nucleotide messenger RNA. NCBI's taxonomy places the organism in Eukaryota, Metazoa, Nematoda, Chromadorea, Rhabditida, Strongylidae. The record is from the annotation of a GenBank genome assembly.